AUGGGUUCCGUGUGCUGCAAAACUGUUACGGUUUCCGUGGACCCCCUCGAAAAAUGUAUGGAGAAAUUUUGGAGCGUUGAGGAGCUGCCCAUCAGGUCUGCCUUUUCCGUGGAGGAGAAGGCAUGUGAGGACUACUACGUGUCAACAGUUUCGCGAACCGAAGAAGGACGAUAUGUGGUGCGCUACCCAAAGCGCGAAAACUUCAGCACCAUGAUCGGCGAAUCCAAAUCCACGGCUCUCCGGCGAUAUUCCAUGCUGGAGGGACGCUUUUCCAAAAAUCCAGGAUUGCAGGAAAGCUACGAAAGUUUCAUGGCGGAGUACUUAUCCAUGGGACACAUGCGCCAAGUCCAGGAAGGGAACAACGAUGUGCUGGCUUAUUACCUGCCUCACCAUCCUGUUAUAAAAGAAGCGAGCACAACCACAAAAACACGUGUCGUUUUCGAUGGCUCCAGCAAAACUUCUACCGGCCAUUCUUUAAACGAAGCACUCUGUGUGGGUCCGGUUGUGCAGGACGAUCUGCUGACUUUGGUGAUCCGCUUCCGAAAAUUUCCAGUGGCUGUUGUAGCGGACAUCGCCAAAAUGUACCUUGUCUGGGGAUCCAACCCUGCGCAACCUCCAGCUACCUUUGAGCUGCAGACGGUCACAUAUGGCCUUGCUCCGUCAUCAUUCCUGGCCACCCGCAUACUGCAGCAGCUUGCAGAAGACGAAGGUCAUGCUUAUCCUCUCGGCAAGCCAGCCCUCAAAAAAUCCUUCUAUGUCGACGAUUUUAUAGGAGGAGCCGAUUCCAUUUCUGAAGCCAUCCAAUUGCGUGUGGAGCUGACAGAUCUUCUUGCGAAAGGUGGAUUUCCGAUCCGUAAAUGGACGUCCAACAAACUAGAGGUACUGCAAGGUCUGGAUGCUGACUCCAUUGGCACGCAGUCUAGCGUGCGAUUCGACCCGGAUGAAACCGUGAAGACGUUGGGCAUCUGCUGGGAACCUGAGCGAGACCAAUUCCGGUUCAACUAUCACGUGAGCCAAACCAUCCUGAGAGCAACGAAACGAUCCAUCCUAUCCGCCAUUUCUCAGCUAUUUGACCCGUUAGGGUUGGUAGCGCCGAUUGUUGUACGGGGAAAAAUGCUGAUGCAGGAGUUGUGGCUGAUAGCCUGCUCCUGGGACGACGAAGUCCCUGACAGCGUGAAGCAGAAAUGGGAGACCUUCUACCAUCAACUUCCGAAACUGUCAGAAUUUCGAAUUCAGCGCUACGCAUUCCAAGCUAAUUCCGUGGUACAACUCCACACGUUCGCGGACGCAUCGGAAGCUGCUUACGGAGCUUGUAUCUAUGCACGCUCUGUGGACCCCGAAGGACGAGUAACGCUCCAGCUUUUGGCCGCGAAAACUCGCGUGGCGCCCCUCAAAAGGUUGUCUCUACCCAGGCUCGAACUGUGUGCAGCAGUUGUCGCCGCUCAACUACAUGGACGAGUCAACGAAGCGUUGGACAUGAAUAUAGCUAGCUCAUUCUUCUGGUCCGAUUCCACAGUGACGCUCCAGUGGCUGAAAUCCCCUCCAAACACGUGGAAGACCUUCGUAGCAAACAGAGUGUCCGAAAUUCAGACAACCACCCACGGUGCUCGAUGGAACCAUGUGGCAGGAUCGCAAAACCUUGCUGAUUAG
This is a messenger RNA of Aedes albopictus (Asian tiger mosquito), 1650 nucleotides long. RefSeq lists its product as uncharacterized. Bases 1 to 1650 code for a protein of 549 amino acids. The transcript has a single exon. Lineage: Eukaryota; Metazoa; Arthropoda; Insecta; Diptera; Culicidae. The record is from RefSeq and is a predicted model, not a curated record.